UGUCCAUGAUUUGGGAUCCCACAAUUCCCUGACCCUCCUGCCCCAGCACCGAUCCCGAGCGUUGAUUUUUAUCUCCCUCAACCCUUCCCAUGGCAAUUUCCUCCCUGAAAUCAGGGAAUUGAGCCUCUGGCAGUGKCCCUGGGCUGGCUGGGGCAGGAUUCCCCCACAAACAACGAUCCCAUUGCUGUCCCCUCCUCAGACAGACCCCGAGAACACGGAUUACACCAUGGAGCACGGCGCCACCCGCAACUUCCAGGCUGAGAAACUCCUGGAGGAGGAGGAGAAGAGGAUGCAGAAGGAGAGGGAGGAGGAAGAGCUCAACAAUCCCAUGAAGGUCCUGGAGAACCGAACCAAGGAUUCCAAACUGGAAAUGGAGGUGCUGGAGAACCUGCAGGAGCUGAAGGAGCUCAACCAGCGCCAGGCCAACGUGGAUUUCGAGGCCAUGCUGAAGCAGUACAAGGAGCUGGAGGAGGAGCAGAGGCGCAAGGAGCAGGAGGAGGAUGAGCAGGAGAUGAAGUGAGAGGGGAUGG
This is a messenger RNA of Malurus melanocephalus (red-backed fairy wren), 530 nucleotides long. It is a transcript of the gene YJU2, whose product is annotated as YJU2 splicing factor homolog. Gene Ontology annotation, cellular component: U2-type catalytic step 1 spliceosome. Lineage: Eukaryota; Metazoa; Chordata; Aves; Passeriformes; Maluridae. The record is from RefSeq and is a predicted model, not a curated record. The annotation marks the transcript as partial. Gene Ontology annotation, biological process: mRNA splicing, via spliceosome. The transcript has 2 exons.